Molecule: messenger RNA, 666 nt
Organism: Tribolium madens (black flour beetle)
Lineage: Eukaryota; Metazoa; Arthropoda; Insecta; Coleoptera; Tenebrionidae
Exons: 5
Coding region: 51-641 (196 amino acids)
Source: RefSeq, a predicted model, not a curated record
AAAAAUUUUGACAGUAAAAUUGACGUUUUUUUUUGUAAAUUUCCGUGAAAAUGGCACAAUGUUUCGUCUCCACUUAUCGGAACCAUUACAGAUGGCCCGAGCCCCAAUUCACAAAAACUGCCCAUGAGCCCUACGACAAAUUCGUGCGUGUGAUUCCCCCCGAGGAGAUUUGGAUUGGGGCCGAUGCCGGCGAGGAUAAAUUGGAUGCUGCAGCAUUGGAAAAACGGCUGCGAAAAUGUUACCUCAAACGCUUAAUAACGACCUAUCAAUACUACUACUGCAAAGAUAUGGUGGCCAAAUUUGUCGGCGAACCUGCCAACAUCGAAGUCGAAAACCAACUUCUCCAAUCGGCGAAAAACCUCUACGAGCCCGAUUCCCGUCCGAAAAUCGCUCCUCCUUUAGCGGGAACGCGAAAAGUUUUUGGUUACAUUCGACCAACGAGAAACUACACCCCGUUGACGACUUAUCAGUUUUUCAUCGGGAAAACGGGUUAUGAAAUCCUGAAAGGCAUGCCACACCAGUAUGAGCCCCAAGAAGCAAAACUCGAAAAUUUGGAAAACGCACUGAAAAAACCCGAGAAAAUUGCCCCUAAAUGUGACUGUUUUUGUUGCUCCAAUGCCCAAAAACGUUCAAAAAAAUAAAUUCUCUGACUAGUUGUAAUUUAUU